Messenger RNA from Musca domestica (house fly), 2687 nucleotides. RefSeq lists its product as uncharacterized. The transcript has 3 exons. The record is from RefSeq and is a predicted model, not a curated record. Lineage: Eukaryota; Metazoa; Arthropoda; Insecta; Diptera; Muscidae. The coding region runs from base 99 to 2636 and encodes 845 amino acids.
CAACAGAGAAUAUUUGGCAGUUUCUAAGAGGCUGCUCAACGUUUUAGAUCUGCCGGCUAACAAGUUCCGAUUACUGAGGAACUAGUGUACUCAUCGCCAUGAGCAGAAACACAAUAUUUUUUCUGCUGGUGAUAUUUGCCAUUUUAAUGACAAAUUUCAAUACUGGCGCCCAAGCGAAACGUAGUAAAACCAAAUCAAAAGAUGGAAUUUUUUCCUUCCACAACAAGAAUCGCAGCAGUUCUUCGUCUUCCUCUCAUCAUGGCAGUUCUUCGUCUUCCUCGCAUCACAGCAGUUCUUCGUCUUCUCCUCAUCACGGAAGUUCUUCGACUUCCUCUCAUCACGGCAGUUCUUCGUCUUCGUCAUCCUCGUCAAAACAUGAAAGUUACAAAUCGCCCACUACAACGCAUCAUGACAAGUCCUCGCACGAUGCUAAAGAUAAAACUUCAACUAAAGAAUCCUCCUCGGAUCUCCAUCAUCACACCACCCAUAAGCCACUGCUGCAUUCGAAAGAUACCAAGAAUCAUACAUCAUCUUGGGUUGGUUCUUCUUCUAUAAUUUCAAAACACAACGAUAACCACAAAUUAUCGGAGCACAAUAAAUCCCACAAGGAUGUGAACCAUAAUGGAAUUUUGUCGAAUAAACCCCACCAUGGCUAUAAACCUUCAGCCCCACCUUUGCCUAGUGAUCUUAGUUCAAUAACUAAGACGAAGAGUCAUGUUUUAGAUGCAUCCCCUCAAAAACAUAAGAACUCGACAAUGGGCUGGCAAGUUGCUGUGGCCCAUGGGAAUACGGACAAAUCAAUGCCACUCAAACAUGAAUCCUCUGGAAAUGUCAAGCAUAAUUCCACUAUAGACCAGUUUUUGAAACACGAACAGACAUAUCUUCACCAAAAUCCGGGUCACAACAAAAUCCCUCACGAGAGCAAAUCAAAUCGCACAUCUCACAUGUUGUGGAGUACACCAACACAUGCACAAGCAAAAGAACAUCAUUCUUAUGAACCUUCAGCCCCUCCAAUGGAACCAUCAAAGUCCCAUCCACCAUAUCCCAGUGGUGAUCAUGCAGCAUCACAUUACCAGCAAUCUGGAUCAACACAUGGGUACUAUCCUCAACAAGCACCAGCAUCUCAUCCCUUGGGGAGUGAUGCGCAAUAUCAUCAAUCAGCGACGUUAUUUGGAAACCAUCCACAAUAUAUUCCCAGCUCCAUGCCUGGUAUACCCUAUAAUCAUCCACAUCAAAAUUUUCCAGUCCCAAUUCCAAUCGUGGUGCAUCAACAGCCAAGGGAAUCUUCAUUCUCUGAAGAAUUUGCCAAAGAAUUCGCAUAUGCGUUACGGAGACAACGGAACAGACAAAGGCAACAUGGAACAACUACCGAAAAUCCGGCCGUUGUUAAGGUGGUCAAUGCAAAUCAACAGGGAAAUGUGCAGCAACCAUUGCCGAAUGUUAAUCCGAACAUUCAAAUAUAUCCCAAUGGCCAAGUUAUUUGCCAGAAAAUAAAAGUCAAUGCUACCGAUCCGAAAAAUCCCAUGAAUAUUGUUGAGAUGGAUAAGGAACAGUGUUAUCCAGUUUAUGCGGAAAAUAAUCCACCACAAUAUCCACAAAAUUAUCCGAAUGGACAAAUCGCUUGCCACAAAAUAAGGGUAAAUGAGACGGACCCUAAAAACAGAUCUACGGUGAUUGAAGUGGAAAAGGAGGAAUGUUAUCCAGUUUAUCCGGAAAAUUAUCCACCACAAUAUCCCCAAAAUUAUCCGAAUGAACAAAUCGCUUGCCACAAAAUAAGGGUAAAUGAGACGGACCCUAAAAACAGCUCUAAAGUGAUUGAAGUGGAAAGGGAACAAUGUUAUCCAGUUUAUCCGGAAAAUUAUCCACCACAAUAUCCCCAAAAUUAUCCGAAUGGACAAAUCGCUUGCCACAAAAUAAGGGUAAAUGAGACGGACCCUAAAAACAGCUCUAAGGCGAUUGAAGUGGAAAAGGAGGAAUGUUAUCCAGUUUAUCCCCAAAAUUAUCCCAGUGCCCAAAUCACCUGUCAUAAAAUAAAGGUGAAUGAGACGGACCCGGACAAUAGCUCCAAAACAAUUGAAGUGGAAAGGGAACAGUGUUAUCCAUUUUAUCCCCCACAAUAUCCUCAAACUUAUCCAAAUGGACAAAUUGUCUGCAACAAAAUAAAAGUCAAUGAAACCGAUCCGAACAACAGCACCCGGACCAUUGAAGUUGAAAAAGAGCAAUGUUAUCCAGCUUAUCCACCAAAUGAUGUCUCUCAGGGCUCGCAAUCUGCAGGGAAUCCAGGUCAAGUAAUUUGUUACAAAACGAAAGUCUUUGAAGUGGAUCCAAAUAACAGCACCAAUAUCGUGGAAGUCAUAAAGGAUGUUUGCAGGAAUCCAUUGAAUUUUGAAAUGAAUGCCGCCCUGGUUCAGCCAGAAACCUAUAAUCCUCCACCUCCUUCUCUAAAUCAAUAUCCAAAUCCAAAUUACCUCUCAAAUCACCAAAUACCAAACAAUAAAUCCACUGAUGGAGGUUUGAAUUCCUCGUUUAAUACUCAAGGAGCCAUAGAUCCUGUUGGCGGUUCAGGAUCGUGUGCACAAUUCAAUAUUAAAUUAUUCGCAUCUCUUAGUUUUAUAAUGUUGUUGUAUUUCACAUAACACACCAAUUUUGUAUUAACAUGUUUCGAUUAAAAUGUAUUUUGAGAUGUU